Molecule: messenger RNA, 2527 nt
Organism: Caretta caretta (loggerhead turtle)
Lineage: Eukaryota; Metazoa; Chordata; Testudines; Cheloniidae
Gene: DNAI7
Product: dynein axonemal intermediate chain 7
Cellular component (GO): axoneme
Molecular function (GO): beta-tubulin binding; microtubule binding
Source: RefSeq, a predicted model, not a curated record
GGCGCUGGGACAAUUUGCAGAGUGGGGAUGCUGAGAGUCAUUGAACCAAGCUGUAACCCCUGUAUGCAAGGGAAGCCGCUUCAAGCCACCCAAAGCACCCCUAGCUCCAGCACCUACUAUCCCUUUCCUUUACGUUGAGGGGUCCAAAAAAGAAAACAAAGUCUGGUGGAAGUGGAGGUCAAAAGAAACUUAGCAAAGCUGAACGACUGAGAUUACAGAAAGAAGAAGAAGAUAGAAGAUUAAUAGAGGAAGAUUUCUCAUUCUUCAGAGGAAGCCCGUUUACGAGCUGAACAAGAAGAAGCAGAAAGACUCGAAAAGGAGAGAAUUGUGCAAGAGGAGAGGGAAAGGCUUGAAGCAAAAGAUCAAGAGCGGAGAGGGACUGAACUUGCAGAACUCCAUUCAUUAGAAGAGAACUUUUUAAGUGCAAGGCAAUGGAAAGCAGAUUAUAGAGCACAUGCUAAGAUGCGGAAACUGAGAUAGAGAUGUUGAGGUCACAGAGUGAACCAAGACUGAAGUGGGAGCAUUACAUGCAAUGUGAUGGGAGUCCUGACCCAACUGUGCCCCAAGAAAUUAAUACUUUCAUGAGCUUGUGGCAAGAAAAUAAAAAUGAGGAUAUUGAGUUUGUGAUCGAGAAAGGAAACCAAGUGCUAAAUUUAAUUGAGAAGUUGUAUUUUCUGUUAUUGGACACACCGCCAAAUGAGCUAAAGGAAAAGGUCAUCAUUCAAUACCAGGAAUCAAUUCUGGAAUUGCAGAGUCUUCUUCAUCAGAAAUACAAUGAAGCAACAGAACGCCUACUUAAAAAGGCUAAUACUUACGCAGAUUCUGACAGUGGAAAUAUGGAGGUGGCUAUAAAAGAUAAAAAUAUCACUUUCUGUAUCUGGGGAAACCUCAAGAAGAAUCCAAGAUUCAAAAAUCAUAUGUUUAGUGAUGCAGAAAAUGGAUUUGACCUUCCAAAGACAGUGGCCACAAGUGAUGUUGCUGUCCGCAUCUUGCACACUCAUUAUGAUCAUAUUUCCCCACUACAAUGCAUUCCUAAAUUGCAUUUAAAAGUGCAAGCCCCAGAAAGCAAACAAGAAUUAACUGUGCUUUAUGAUAUGAAAGAAGAAAAAGAAGGGGAACAAAAGAGUGGAGAAGAUAGCGACUUGGUAAUUGAAAAGGAAUCUGAUGGAAGAAAGAGUGCCAUCUCUUUCAAAGACAGCAUUAAAAUUGAUCCUGAUGAAAAUGAGAAGCUAGAAGAGGAAUCUGAUAAGAAAUCAGAAAAUGUUAGCACCAUUUCAGGAGUGCAGGUUGCACCACUGCAGGUGGCCACUGAUGAAAAAGAAGAAGAGAUAAUUGGCGAAAAUAUAGUUGAUUUGCACCAGUUCACACCAGUGGGUGGAGUGUACCUUAUUGAUGCACUGAAGCUCCCACCUCAAGCCAAACAAAUCAAAGGCUGGAUCAUGGUGGAAUUACUUGAUGUAGGAUUGGAGACAUAUCCCUAUCCUCCAGAAUCAGAAGAAACUGAAGAUGCCACAUAUCCACGUAUAGGGGUGACUCUUAGGCUUCUUGACAGUGUGAUAUUUUUUGAGGAGCCUGUGGUUGCCAGAUGGGAUUCUGCAGGCAAACAAUGGAGAACUGAUGGUAUCAGUGACAUAAAGUACAAAAUGAAAGAGAAACAAAUCUCUUUUGAGAUGGAUGCUUUUUAUACAAUCACACUGCUUCAGGAUGCUCACCUCAAUAUGCCAUAUCAGUCAUGGGAACUGAGACCUAAUGGCACAGAUGAAUUACUUUUCACUGUUGUUACAGCUUUUGCAGAAGUUCAAAUGCAGAUUAAGGGUAAUCAGUGUAUGCUGUCUUCAAUAACUGUGGAUGGGAGUGAAAAACUUUCCCACUUGACAGGAAAAUGGACAUCUCCAAUUGACCUGACCAUUGCUUUGAAAAAGGCUGGAGUGAACAUUUUCCCAUCAGACUACUCUUACAAGUACGUCUGCGUGAACAAGAAGACUCUACUAGCAGAAGUCACAACUUAUCAACAGAUGGCGCUGGUUGCAUCUUCUUUUGCUUUCAGUUGGAGCAAGUGGAAUCUGGCAUCUGGUCAAGAUCAAGUAGUAUUUAAGGUGAGUGAACACCUUAAAACCAAUGCUGUUAAAGAUGAAGACUGGUCCCUUUAUAUGUUUAAUGGUCAGCGAGCACAAAGGCUCAUAAUCAGUGAAACUAGCGAAGCCUUCUCAGAAGAUCUAGCGAACAAUACUGAAUUUCAUUCUACGCUGUACCAUCUGAUCAAAGAUUUUGCCAGUGAAGAAGCAAUUGAAAAAGUAAAGAAAGCCAGCUGCCUAUUUAUUGAUGCUGUAUACCAACUGCUCAUUGCUACUAGAGUGUUAACAUACUCUUAAGCCAAUAUUUUAAAUUAACUUUAUUGAGCAUCAAGAACUCAGUCAAUAACAUUACAUUUGAUGUCUCAUUUCACAUGCAAAUCAAAACAGCUUUUUAAAUGCCUAAAAAUGCAUUAAGAAAAAGUUUGUGAAUAAAAUUCGUUACUUUCUAGUAA